This is a messenger RNA of Ruditapes philippinarum (Manila clam), 3105 nucleotides long. RefSeq lists its product as uncharacterized. Bases 188 to 2986 code for a protein of 932 amino acids. Gene Ontology annotation, biological process: negative regulation of gene expression. Gene Ontology annotation, molecular function: transcription corepressor activity; zinc ion binding. The transcript is spliced from 5 exons. The record is from RefSeq and is a predicted model, not a curated record. Lineage: Eukaryota; Metazoa; Mollusca; Bivalvia; Venerida; Veneridae. Gene Ontology annotation, cellular component: nucleus; cytoplasm.
GACAUGAUGUUGUUUAUUGUACUGCGACAUUGAUAUGAUUCAUUGAAAAUCCUACAACGGGGGAAAACCAGUGUGUGUUCAGUUCAUAUAGCAUGCGAAACUAAAGAAUAUCGGUAUAUUUAUAUGUUGAUAAAACCAGGAGUAUAUCAAUUCCGGGUAGAUUAUUAAAGCUAAGCCACGAGUAGUGAUGGAAGAUUUGGAUAACAAACAGAUACUGACGUGUCCAGUUUGUUGUGAUACUUUCACAGAUACUUCACGACUUUUACAUAAUCUCGAUUGCAACCAUUCUGUAUGCACAACUUGUUUGAAGAAAGCGAUUGAAGGAAGAAAUGCAACUUGUCCAUUGUGCAAGGUAGUAAAUGAGCUGAAACAGUGUGAUAAAACUUACAUUUCAAGUGGCUCUUCUGGCAAAUGUCCUAUAGAAACGGUCGGAAAGAGAUGCACACAAUGUGAUGAAAGUAAUGCAGCUAUUAUGUUUUGCGAAGAGUGUAAUGAAUUUAUAUGCAAUGAGUGCACAAUUGCCCACAAACGCACUAAGCUUACAAAAGGUCAUAGACUCACGGACAUUGCACGUGACGAGGCAGCAGCCGAAAUCAAAUUUGAGCAAGAGUAUUGCAGUGUUGAACAGCACAGUGAUUGCAUCUUUAAUUCAUAUUGUAUGAAAUGUCAUACAGUUAUUUGCGAAAAAUGUGCUCUUGAAAAGCAUUUGAACCAUCAAACAAAACCUUUGGCAGAAGUUGUUAAAGAAAAUAACAAGGAAUUGAAAUCAAUUGUACAAGAAAUAAAACAAAAUGAAUAUUACAAAUUAACAGAGAUACUUGAAAAGAAAACUGCAAUGACGAAAGAAAGGGAAGAAAAAAUGAAACUCGGGCUUACAACACAGUUUGAUAAUUAUAGGAAAGUUUUAGAGGACAGGUGCGACGCACUGAAAAGUCAGGUCGAGGAUAAAGCUAAAACAUAUAUUGAAAACACAAGUGAUUUAUUACGAAAUAUGCAAGAUAAAUUAAAGGAAGCAGAACUACUUUCACAUGAGAAAAAUGCGAUGACCUUUAUCAGAUCAUGUCGCGAUAUGAUAAAGGCGCUUAAAAGAUGUGAAAGAAACAUUUCAAAAAUUCCAAAAGAGUUUGAGUUACGUUUCAGUCAAGUAUGUACGACAGACGAUUUCGAAAAACUUGUCAACGCCUUAGGAUCAAUCCAAGAUGAAAGUCAUCAAAGUAUUAACAAUAAGUUAUCUACUAGUUUAGGCUUAACUUUAAUUAUUCUUUGGCAACAGCUAUUACCUAAAUACAUAUGUCGGGAAGAAUAUGAUGAGUCAGGGUCCUUUGGUUUAAAGUCAGAGGCAUCGUCGGCGUUGCCUGGCGAUUCACAGGCAAAUACUCAACUGAUGGAUGUUCUCAAAUCUUUGUCAAUAUCGGAGCAAGGAGAAAGGCCAUUUCCUGAGCUUUCAUAUAGAUCUAGUAAGCUCAACUCAACCAAGGAACCACGAUCCAUUAAUAACGAAACCUUCACACUACAGAAUGUUCAUUCACCAAAAGAAGUAGAUAUUCCCAAACCUGUAUGUCUUUUAAAAAAGAAUAUACCAAUAGGCGAGAGAAAAUUACUAGGUUUAGACAGUGUUAAGGCAAUGGUGAAUUUGCGAUUUCAGACAUGGGGGUUAAAUGGUUAUUGGAGGAUUGAUGAUGACUCGAUUGAAAUGUUUAGUAAGUCACAAGAGGAAGCUAGUCAUUGUAUGCAACUGCUUAAGGAAACGCUUCUUGAAAAAACAAUUCCGCUCCGGAAAGAUUCUAAAUUUAUUGUUGAAUCUGAUAAAUGGCAGAUUAUGACAGGGAUGUUGAGGAAAAGACAUCAAGAACAGGUUCAAAUAGAUGUAAAUCAUGCUAAUUGUGAAGUGACUGUUUACUCAACAUCAAUGUUCAUCCUAAAAGACUCAUGCGACAUCAUACGGUUUUUCCUGCGAGAUAACCAAAUGAAAACGGUAACACUUCACUAUGACGAGCCCGCACUCGCUUUUAUUAUGAAACACAAACGAAUAUUAAAAAGAAUUUGUCAAAGCCUUUCGCAAUAUUGCCUUGAUAUAUCAACUGUUGACAAAACAAAUAUCCGCUUGAGAAGCAUCGGUUUUGGUGUUGGAAAGGCUAUUCAAAUGUUAAACAGCUUAGCAUCAAAGUAUGCUAAAUCAACUGAUGAGGAUCGGUUUGAUUCUGAUUGCGACACGGAUGAAGACGAGGAAGAAAGAUUCACAGAGGACGCUGAUGAGGCACAUGCAGUAGAAGCGUCUAAUGUAACUGUUCAGAUUAAUCUUGUUCUUGAAGAUGAUACGGUAGCAGCUGUCAGUGCGUUAUGCUUUCCAGGCGAUGAUAGGCUGUUAUAUGUAGUAGCAGGAAAUAUGAUUGAAUUACCUGUCGAGGCUCUGGUCAAUGCUGCUGAUAAGACGUUAAAACACAAUGGUGGACUUGCAAAAGCUCUGGUUUUGAAAGGUGGACGCUCUAUUCAAGAGGAAUGCACAUUUCACGUUCAGAACAAUGGAAAUGUUGAGAUAGGACAAGUGUUCUGCUCCGACGCAGGAACACAUCGGAAUUCGGUAAUAAUACACGCAGUUGGUCCAAAGUGGAUUGAUGGCAACCACGAAGAAAAGGAUAAAUUGUUUGAAUGUGUAACAAAUUGUUUAAGAAGUGCUUCCAAACGCAAGAUUGCAUCGGUUGCAUUUCCAGCUAUAAGUGCUGGAACGUACAGAUUUCCGAUUAAGGAGGCAACCCUCACUAUCAUGAAAGCUGUCAAAGAUUUUCUACAACACGAACCACGCUGUAGUAUUCGAGAAAUUUAUUUUUGCGACAGAGACAUGGACACAGCAAGUGAAUUUGUAGUGUCAAUGAAAGGUACCUUCCAUGGUGAUGAUAUUAUUCUAUCAGGGGGGCAAGUCUUGCCGAAAUCUGCUGAAAGUGUUGAAACUGGAAGAAAAGAUAAACGCCAAAUUUUGUUUUUCUAACUGCAUUAAUUUCCUUGAAUUCUUUUAGGGGUAAAUUUAUGUUUGAUACUUUUUAAAGUGACAUUAUUAUCAUCCAAGUGUAUAUAGUGAGUGAACAGGUGAAAGUCAAAAUACGUCAG